Molecule: messenger RNA, 1548 nt
Organism: Cebus imitator (Panamanian white-faced capuchin)
Lineage: Eukaryota; Metazoa; Chordata; Mammalia; Primates; Cebidae
Gene: RGS13
Product: regulator of G protein signaling 13
Exons: 7
Coding region: 283-762 (159 amino acids)
Source: RefSeq, a predicted model, not a curated record
ACUGAGGCCAGAGUGCCAUUGAAGGUAAUUAUAGAGACAGCAAAAUCCUUUAAUGCUGGGAAAAAUAAAAUGCUGGGUGUCUCAUAAGAUUUCAGAACCUGAUUUCAAACGAAUUAUAACAAAGAGGAGAUAAAAUUUAGCAUGGUGGACUAUUCGACAGGCUACAUUUGUCAAUGGAAUGUUUCCACAUAUUAUACCACCAACAUGAGAAAAAAAUGAUCAUUUUCUUUGAAGCUUGAUGAUAUUCCAAGGCUGCCUUUUCUCUUCUCAUUUUAGAGAAAAAUGAGCAGGCAGAUUUGUUGGCUCUGUAAGAUGGGCAGAGACGAAUCUAAGAGGCCCCCUUCAAAGCUUACUUUGGAGGAAGUGUUACAGUGGGCCCAGUCUUUUGAAAAUUUAAUGGCUACAAAAUAUGGUCCAGCCAUCUAUGCAGCAUAUUUAAAAAUGGAGCACAGUGAUGAGAAUAUUAAAUUCUGGAUGGCAUGUGAAACCUAUAAGAAAAUUGCCUCACGGUGGAGCAGAGUUUCUAUGGCAAAGAAACUUUAUAAGAUUUACAUCCAGCCACAGUCUCCUAGAGAGAUUAACAUUGACAGUUCGACAAGAGAGACUAUCAUCAGGAACAUUCAGGAACCCACUGAAACAUGUUUUGAAGAAGCUCAAAAAAUAGUCUAUAUGCAUAUGGAAAGGGAUUCCUAUCCCAGAUUUCUAAAGUCAGAAAUGUACCAAAAACUUUUGAAAACUAUGCAGUCCAACAACUGUUCCUGACUGUAACCCAAAACUUUAAACAGAAAACAGUAUAUUGAAAGUGGUGGGUUUGAUCUUUUAAUUUAAAAAAACACAAAACCAGGAACACAGUACUAAUAGAACAGAAAUCAAACUAUAAAUUGACUUUUAGUUCCUAAAAAGAAACAGAUGCCAAAAGCAAUGGAAUCUAGAAUUUUUAUAACAUGAGUAACAAAAUUUACAGCAUACCUAUGUAGUGCAAUUAAAAUAUAAUGAAAAGGAGAGUCCUUCUUCAUUACACAAACAUUAUGAAGUUUCUACUGUAGUAGUCAAUUAAUGGAUAUUUCCUUUAUUAAUAAAAUUCACUGUCAUACGAAUUUGUUCUAUAAAAACUGUCAUAUGAAUUGUGUUUCUAGCAUGAAGAUGUUCUAUAGAGUACUCUUAAUAACUUGAAUUUAUAGACAAAUGCUAUUCACAACACAAUCAAUUGUAUUAUACCAUGAGAAAUAUCAAAAAGAUAUGUUCUUGACAGACAUUUUAUCUAUAAAAAUUUUCUAUUUUGUUCAUAACCAAACUUCUUUAUCACAUGUAUCUUCUACAUGUAUAACAUUUCUGAUGAUUCUAAGCUCUUAAAAAAUAUAUGAAUUUCUUCGUUUGCGCUUAUAUUUACAUUGCUGUAAGGACAUAAAAUGUGGUUUCUAUAUUUUGAGAUUUUUUUUCCUUACAAUGUGAACUCAUUGUUGUAUUGGAAAUCAAUAAAGCCAAAUAUCAACUGAAGACUUACAUGAUUUUUUUCAAAGGCAAAACAAAUAUAUUUUCUACUACAAA